This is a messenger RNA of Dromiciops gliroides (monito del monte), 356 nucleotides long. RefSeq names its product 60S ribosomal protein L22-like. Gene Ontology annotation, cellular component: ribosome. Gene Ontology annotation, biological process: cytoplasmic translation. NCBI's taxonomy places the organism in Eukaryota, Metazoa, Chordata, Mammalia, Microbiotheria, Microbiotheriidae. The transcript has a single exon. The record is from RefSeq and is a predicted model, not a curated record. Bases 6 to 356 code for a protein of 116 amino acids. Gene Ontology annotation, molecular function: RNA binding; structural constituent of ribosome.
UCAUUAUGGCUCCUGUGAAGAAAUCUGUGAUGAAAGGCAGCAAAAAAAAAAAAAAGCAAGUCCUUAAAUUUACCCUGGAUUGUACCCAUCCUGUGGAAGAUGGGAUUAUGGAUGCUGCUAAUUUUGAGCAGUUUUUACAAGAACGAAUCAAAGUGAAUGGAAAGGCCAGCAACCUUGGUGGUGGAGUCGUAACCACUGAGAGAAGCAAGAGUAAGAUCGCUGUGAUUUCAGAGGUGCCAUUUUCUAAAAGGUAUUUGAAGUGUCUGACAAUGAAAUACUUAAAGAAGAACAAUCUUCGGGAUUGGCUCCAAGUGGUAGCCAAUAGCAAGGAGAGUUACAAAUUAGGGUACUUCUAG